AUGAGCAGUAAUAAGAAACAUUUAAUGUUUCAUAUCUACAAGGUUCGUUACACUUACAACGCAGAAGCUACAGGCUCGGACUUGCAGCGCAAGCUGGACCUUCUCAAUGGCACAUUGGAAACUGAGAGGGCCGAACAGGCGCGCCGUCAGAUGCAGUAUAUUGCUCACUCGGGGUACUCAGAAGACUCGGACUACACUUCUGACCUCAACUAUCCAGUGGGGCAGCAUGCCAACUGCAGCGCGUCACAGUUCCGAAGCGCCGCGCAUCAGAUGCACACACCACAGAGAUCGCUGGAAGUUUCACGGGAGAAUUCGUACGAAAAUGAAAGGGAUGAGUAUCAUAUGCACGGCGAUACAGAUCCCCUCUAUUACAAUAGCCAACCGAGGACUAAUAGGCUGACUGGCAAUCUGUGGAGGAUCAACGUCAGCCGAGGUCUAGAGCGACAAGGGACGCUGUAUGAUGACAACGUGGGCUACAGUUAUGAAAUGUACAGCGCUUCUACACACAUUAGGGACCACUCUCAUGUAUCACAACAAGCCAGUUACGAAGAGUACUUCGAUUCCAACAGUUUUGCUACCAAACAACUUACGUUACCACAAGUGCCACAUAAACCGUCGAUGCCAUCAUCUCGAUAUUCGGAUUAUAACGAGAUGGCUCCGUACAGACCACGGCCGCGACGUACAGCUGCAAGCCUGCCAGCGACGCCAUCCUCUACACCCAAACGAGGCCGAGCGCUUCCUGUACCACCUGCAGGCGACGGAGGCUCACUUCGUGGUGCUCGCGGCCGUCGUUUGCCUAUGCCUCCACCUGUGCCGCCUCCGUUAACGUCAUCGUUCUCAACAAUGACGUCGACAUUUGCUUCACUGACGUCACAAGCCCAGCUGACGACGCAGACGCCAACAGCGCUUACUCGGCAUCAUCGUGUGCCCUCAGCCUCCACGCUUAUAGCUACGCACGUGCCUUACGUAUCCGAAACCGAAAAGAGUAUACCUGACGUGAGCUAUGGUUACGAUAGCUAUGGAUACCAGCAAGAUUACCAAGACACAAGCAUUAGUCAGUAUCAGGAUAAUAAUUUUAACACAAGUAAUUACGAUGAAGAUGGAAUGCACCCAUUCUUCGACGAGACCCCACAUGCCACUCCACCAGCCGCUGCUCAAAAAGCAACAUGGAACGAAACAGAGACAAUAUCCCAAUUUACGUACCCUGCUACUAGCGAGAUUGAUUCCCUGAUAACGAAAUCCGUGCCAUCAACGAUUUCAUCUUUCUUGCCUCAAUUGCCGGUAACUACACAACAAGAAGUUUACCAAGAUAGUCAACAGUAUGAUACGCAGUAUGACGAUCAACAAUAUCGUUACGAUCAACAAGAUCAGCAGUAUCAGGAUCAAAAUCAGUAUCAAGACAAACAGAACUAUGAGCAAACGGAUUGUCAAUAUCAACAACGGUUUGAAAAUCAAUUUCAAGAAGAACAGACUGUUAACCUUCAACAACCUCAAUAUCAUCAAGAUUUGCAGUAUCAGAACCAACAUCAACAGGACCAACAGUAUCAGCAAGACCAACAAUUUCUGCAACAAAAUCAGUACUUACAACAACAAAAACCCCUACAAUUACAACAACAACAACCACAGCAAUAUCAACAACAACAACAGCAGCAGCAGCAACAACAGCAAUACCAGCAACAGCAACAGCAACCUGCUAAGCAGCCUGCACAACAAUUACAAACAACUGUACUUACUGGUGCUGCUACCUUAGGUUCGUUGAUGGCGGGCGGAGCUAAGAAACUAGGCAACUUCUUCGGUGCAGCCGCUGCUGCUGUGACUCCGUCAGUUCAACCUCCACCGCCAGUACCAGCGACCACCAUAACAACAAAUCAGUUUAAAUCGUCUGUAGCCCCCGUAACACCAUUCUCAAGUACCAUAACAACGACAUCCGUCCCUGAAGAAUUGCCGUUAGUGCCAGUAACUACUGUAACCACAUCAGCACCCAUAACUCUACCACGUACUCCAUCUUUGAGAAGACAGGAGUCCAUACAAAGACCUUCGGUGCGUCGAACGCGUACGUUACCAGACGCACCGGAAGACUUAGCUCAGUCGAGCUUUGACGAAAGUGCCUACGAGGACGAGUAUCAUAAGACUGAAUACGAUCAAUCAAUAGACCGAGAUAGAACGUCUUUGGAUAGGUAUCAUGAUGAUGAGUAUCAUGAAACUUCUCUCGAAAAGGUUCCUGAAGAAAGACGUUUCUCGGAGGUGCCAAGCCCUGGUUUGCAGAAGCAGGUGUCUCCUACAAAGACUAUAUCACAGAUACGGAAACCUUCAGUAGAUAGUUAUCACAGUCAAACGCCGUCGAUUGUUGAUCGUAGAACCUCGCAAAGUUCUUUUCAUCAUGAAGACAAACUUUCCAUUCCCACGACACAGGAAGAAUUAUUUUCUGAAAAAUCAAAAGUCACAUUUCAAGAUGACCGCACGACGACGUACCACGAAGUCCCGGAACAACCUAAUGGUUUUCACGAUACGGAACCUUAUGAUGACAAUGUCGAAGAAUAUCGUGACGAAGAUACUUAUCAAGACCAAGACGAUACUUUCAGAGAGGAAAGAGAAAAGUUUGACGAGGAUCAGGAACAAUAUCAGGAAACUGACGAUCAGUACCAGGAAGAAGAUAGUGUCUUUAGGGAAGAACAAGUGAGGGCGGAGGACAAUCAAACGGAGUAUCAGCCCGAACAACCAAAGUUAACUCCGAGGCAAAGAUGGCAUCGGGCAUACAAUAAGAUCGUGAUGCAGCUAAAUGUAAGUACUUUUUUAUUUAUAACGAUGGAUGCAGAUUAG
Messenger RNA from Arctia plantaginis, 2820 nucleotides. NCBI's taxonomy places the organism in Eukaryota, Metazoa, Arthropoda, Insecta, Lepidoptera, Erebidae. The record is from the annotation of a GenBank genome assembly.